AGAUGGCGGCUAGAACAGGGAUGCCACCACCGGCUUCUGGCCAGUCAUGUGCCCCUGUGUUUCCCCCUGUACCUUUGUCCGCAGAUGCUGCCCCGUUCACUCCGCUUGGCACGGAGGGUUGGCAGUUCAACUCCCAGUCGGACGCCGAGAGGCAGUUUGCCCGGUGCGCCUCAAAGCUCAGAUCCCUGCGAGGAGACUCGGCACAGCUCAGAGAGGAGCUCAACCUGCUGUUCGACCAGCUCAUGUCUGAGAACUACAACAAAACCAUGAAUCCCAGCAUCAACAUCCGGCCUGAGGAUGUUUGUGUUCUGCUAAAACAUGCGAGCUGUCUUGUGCCGCUGAGUCAAGAGCAUUUAGUCAUCAAACUCUGUCAGCUGGUGCACCAUCUCCUCAACCAGUUAAAGGUAAUAAUGGAUGAGCAGACACUGGACGUACUGGUGACUUAUACUGUCCAGGCACUGAGUGUGUGCAGCACGUGGACACACUCAGAAAUCCUGCUGGCGCUCUCCACGAUUGUGUAUGGGAAUGGACCUCAGUGCCACAAGCAUCUGAAUGAGUUACUGGGUAAAGAUGGAGUCCUGCUGCUGUAUAGCUCUCCAUCUCAGCCUGAUAUGGAGUUACGCCGCGUUACCCUUACCUGUAUGGCCAACAUCUGUCUCAGGAUUCCUGGUCAGCCACCUUUGGACGAUCAGUACAGAAUUGUAUGUUUCCAAGUCUUCCUCAAAACACUGCAGGCUCCCAAACCCCCCAACACUGACGAGCUGUUCUACUGCAUGGUGAUCCAAGCAGCACUGAAGGGACUUCAGUGGUGUUUAUCAAGUGGGAAGUGGAGAUUUGGUGGAGGGGAAGAGCUUGGGUCUGUACUGGCCACAAUAAAGAGGCUCAUGUUCCAGGGAGCUCCAGGUGUGAGUGUGGAGUGGCCAGCCGUGCUCUACCCAGCUCCUCUUCCUCAGUAUGAAGGUCUCUCUGCUCCAAAACCCCCUGAACCACCAAAGGAAGCUGCCACGACAAGCAAAGCAUCAGGGAAUAAAAAGAGGAAAUCCCGAGGGAAGGGGAAGAAGACGGGCACAGAGGAGAAUCGAGGGGAUGAAAGAGAGGAAGAUGAGAGAGAGGCAGGGCCUGCGCAUCAGAGAGGAGGUGGUGGCGGUGGUGGAGGAGGAGGAAAAAGAGAGGGAGGUGGAAGUGAAGGAGAGUGCUGGUCUAAGCUCUCUGCUCCCUCUCUCUACCCCUCCUGGAAGCGAAGCAGUUCGGACUCUGAGUUUUCAGACCCAGAGGGUGGAGCACAGAGCAAACUGAGACUUUACCAGGGUCGUGUGCGUCAGGGUGCACUCCACUGUCUACUGGCGGUAGUGAAAGGAGUAGAGAAGCGGACUCUAUAUGGCUACUGGUCUUCCUUUAUCCCUGACUCUCCCAUCGGAGGACCGCCACCUCUCACUCUCCUCACCAUCAUACUGAAGGACCCCUCGCCCAAGGUGCGUGCAUGUGCGCUUCAGGUGCUGUCGGCCAUGCUGGAUGGCUCCCGUCAGUUCCUGGGCGUAGCUGAAGACACGGCGUCUCCUCGCACAUCUUUCACCCCUUUCUCCUUCUCCUUGGCGACUGCCAUCAGAGAGCUGCACCGCGCUCUCAGCCUGGCUUUGCUGGCAGAGACCUCUGCACACACACUCACACAGGUCAUAAAGUGUCUGGCUUACCUGGUGGCCAAUGUACCAUAUCACCGCCUGAGACCCGGUCUGCUCAGUCCGCUCUGGAAACAGAUGCGUCCUUACGUGCGCCACAGAGACGUGAAUGUGCGUGUGUCCGUCCUGACACUUUUCGGGGCUCUGGUAACCACACAGGCCCCUCUUCCUGAGGUGCAGCUCCUCCUUAGACAGCCAGAGGGUGGAGGUGGCAGGGCCGGCUCCUUCACACCACAGGACUCUGCGCUCAGCUGGAGGCAAAGAGACGGAGUGUCCUCACCCUCUCGCACGCCAGACACACACUCCCAGCACAACUCGCAUACGCCCACACACACAUAUUCACCCCAUGUUCCUCACACACCAGCAGAAGCGGAGACUGGGCCACCCUGGCUACUGCAGCUGUGUGUUGCACUGGUGACUCAACCCAGAGAGGACCAAUCAGACAGCGAGGGGACAGGACAAGGAGGAGCCUUAGAGCCCUCCCCUGUCCGGCUUGAGGCUCUGCAGGUUCUAGCUCACUUGGUACGCGGCUACUUCUCUCUAGCCCAAGCAUGUCUGUGUGAAAUUGGACAGAUGUGUGCCCGCUGCCUUGGUGAGACGGACCCCUCUAUACAACUCCAUGGAGCUAAGUUGCUGGAGGAGUUGGGGACAGGAAUAAUCCAGCAAUACCGAGCAGAGAGCAGCAUUCCUGAGAGCUCCAGGAUCCCAAUGAGUCAGGUGGUGCAGUUUUGGUCCGAAGUGUUGAGUGGGCCGCUGAAUGGAGCCCUGCAAAAUGAGCAGCAUCCCACACUGCAGACGAGCGCCUGUGAUACUCUCUCCACCAUACUGCCACAGGCCUUUGCACAGCUUCCUGACAAGAGCCAGAUGAUGUGUAUCACUGUGCUCCUGGGGCUGACCUACAGUGAAAACUAUCUGGUGAAGACUGCAGCGGUCAGAGCCCUGGGAGUUUACAUCUUGUUUCCCUGUCUGAGAGAGGAUGUUAUGUUUGUGGCUGAUACAGCAAACACCAUCCUCGCCGCCCUAGAUGAUCGAUCUCCAAACGUCCGUGCCAAGGCAGCCUGGUCCCUUGGCAAUCUCACAGAUACACUGAUUGUCAACAUGGAGAGUGUAGGUGUGGACUUCCAGGAGGAACUAUCAGACAUGUUGAUACUGAAGAUGUUACAGGCUGCCACCCGAGGCUCAGCUGACAAGGACAGGGUGAAGUGUAAUGCAGUGCGAGCGCUGGGGAACCUGCUUCAUUUCCUGCGUCACAGUCAGCUGACCCGCUCUGUGUUCCAGCGUCCGCUGGAAGAUGCAGUCCGUGCUUUGGUACAAACUGUCCAAUCAGAGGCCACAAUGAAGGUGCGAUGGAAUGCCUGUUAUGCCUUGGGAAACGCCUUCAGAAAUCCUGCCUUGCCGCUCGAGUCGGCUCCAUGGUCUUGUGAUGCCUUCUCCGCUCUCUGCUCUGUGGUCACUUCCUGCAAGAACUUUAAGGUGCGGAUCAAAUCUGCUGCUGCCCUCUCUGUUCCCGCCCACCGAGGUUGCUAUGGAGACCUUGAGCGAUUCAGGUGUGUGUGGCGCUCCCUGGCUACAGCACUUGAGAACAGCGAAGACACAAAUGACUUUUUAGAGUACCGCUACUGUGCUAGCCUGCGACACACGCUCUCACAAGCACUCUUACACCUGCUCAGUGUCAGCCAGUCAGGAGACAUGCCAGCCCUCGGUGCAUCACUGGCUGGAGAGGAGGGGACGGGCAUCAAGGAACAUCUGAUCAAAUACCUUAGAGAAGAAGAGGCAGGAGACGGGGCAGAGGGAGCGAAAGAUGGUGAGAGGGACAGUGUGAACCUCCAGCAAAGAAUCGGAGGUCUGCAGCAAACCCUAAAUAGACUGAAGGGGUUGAAAGUGGAGGGGGAGGGAAAACAAGAUGAGGAGAACGGUAAAGAGGUAGUGGUUGUAUUCCUGGAGGAUUUGCUUAAGAGCUGUGAAGAGCCAUGAUGAGCUGAAAGUCACACCCCUGUUUUUUUUUAUCAUGGUUGUCUAAAACAAAGCCCGUCCAAAAUUGUGAGGGCCAGUCACUCAGGCCAGGACCGAUCAGAGCAGGCAGGACAACCACAAGAUGAACAUCCAGACACAGACCAGCCAAGUGGCACUAUAGUUCACAAGUCUAGGAAAACCAUGUCCUUGUUUUUAUUAACACAACAUGUACUUCCAGCACGCCAAGAGCAUUGGAGUGACAUAUUACACACACCAAUGGAAACUAUGUAUCUUUCAAAAUAUGAGGCUUUACUGAUGUCUCAACUUUUGUUUUCUUUCUUUCUUGUUUUCUUUCUUUCUUGUUAUAACUGAAAGCUGCCUCAAAAAGUCACCCUCCCACCCCCUUCAUAUUACACAUUAGCUCGUCUGCUGCUGGACCUUAACUAACUCAGAAGUGCCCUCACGGCGUUACAGUGGUACCAAUGGGGGAAAAAAUUAAAACAGAUGACUCAUGUCUACUCAUAUCUAAUUUUCACAAUGUUGAUAUAAUAUCAGUAUAAUUCCCUACACAGAAUCGCAUGUUUUUCACCCAGGACCUUGUUGUAAACAUGCAAAAUUAUAUAUUUUUUCAUGAAAUAUCAACAACAUGAACUUGAUGAGAACAGUUGACUCACUCACUAACCAGAAUUGCUUUGUUUUGCCAAGUGCAGGUGUGCAAGGUGUCUGACCUGCUUUUUUGAUGCUGCCACUUUACUGGACAGAUCCAGUAACAAAACUCCACUACAGUGCAGACAAGAUGUAUUGUUUGACAAAAAUUAACAUGUUGCAUGUAUUUAUUUGUGGUAGUUAUGCCAGCACUGGCAUAGUCUCAACAUACAGUAAAUCUUGGAUGUCAUUUUACAGCAGUUAUAGCAAGUGGUAUAUAAUAGAUGCAUUAUUAUAAGGAUAAAACUGGGAAAAUACUACCUAUUAAUGCCUUUCUAAAAUCAUGACAAUUAAAUUUGUGUUGGUUGUUUGCCUUAUAACUGAAAGGUCACAGUUUGCUGGCCUCACUGCAGGUAAUGGAAGUACAAGGUUGAUGUACACCACAAGAUAAAAGAUGGCAGAUGUGCAGGUCUAUAGAUCACCUUGUUGUGCUCUACUCACUGUUAUAAACUGUAAUUUACUGCAAUAAAUUUUUUAAUCAUUUCAU
This is a messenger RNA of Myripristis murdjan (pinecone soldierfish), 4821 nucleotides long. RefSeq names its product HEAT repeat containing 6 (gene heatr6). The transcript is spliced from 20 exons. The record is from RefSeq and is a predicted model, not a curated record. Bases 3 to 3650 code for a protein of 1215 amino acids. Lineage: Eukaryota; Metazoa; Chordata; Actinopteri; Holocentriformes; Holocentridae.